GGGAAUUUACGUUUAUUGUGGCGGGAAUCUCAACCCAAUUUUCUUCAAAAAUGUUUCUUGGAAAACAGGGUUUUUUUAAAGGUUUUAAGAGACUUGCAUCGUCUUUUGUGUUAACGGAACAACAGGGAGCAGUAUUUUCUAUCCAACUGAACCGCCCAGAAGUGAGAAAUGCAAUAAAUAACGAAACAGCGAUACAACUUAGGCAAGCGUUUCGACAAUUUGAAGAUGAUGUUGACAGCCGGAUUGCAGUGCUGUCCGGCAGUUCAGGCACAUUUUCUGGUGGAUACGAUCUCAAGGAAGUCUCCAAGUGGGAUGUGAAGGACGUUAUGGAAAUUUUUAAGGCCGAAGACGGUCCAAUGGUGAGUGUUCUAUCUUGUAUUGUUCACUGAACCCACGUGGGUUUAAAUGGUACCGUCGUUUGCUUGUGCCCGUGAACACUUCCAGGUAGCAAUAUUGUCUCACGUGACACUUGAAUAUUUUUCAAGAGCGUUACAAGUUUACUCCCCCCAUGGAGGAAAUUGGAAGUUAACUCCCCUACCUAGUAUACUACUAUUGAAAUCCAGGGCCGUAGGAAGCUCUUUUCGAUUGGGGGGGCUGAAAGCGAGGGCCGAAGGCCCGUGGAAAUUUUUAAAUUUAGAGUCUCUAAAAUGCCAUUUCCUGGACUUUGGGGGAAGAUUUAACAGAAUUCUGAUAGUCAGAAAACUGCGUUUUAGUAUGUCGAAAUUUACAGGAAAGUAUGGGCCAGACUGUAGUAUUAUAAAUGCGCAGCGGGAAUUUUCGUCGUAAAUGGCAGUUGCGCGGAAAUGAAGGCAGAACAUUUGAGAAAAUUUCGAGAACCUGGAGUCUCUAGAUGGUCUGAAAUGGCAUUUUCAGAGUUUUCUUUCGCAAGACCCAACACGCAAAAGACAAAAUAAAUCAUUAGUUCAUCAAAAAUGUGCAGAUUUUGUGGGAUUUUCUUGAAAAUGCGCGACAGAAAUUCAGCUAAAAUUUCUACGCGAGGAACGAUCUGGAGUAUGAGUAAUAUCUUCAUUCUUUGCAGUUUGUCACAGAUUAAAUGAUAAAGUUUGCAUGAUUUUGAAAAAAGAAUGAUUAUUAGCAAAUUAUUGGGGGGGCUGCAGCCCCCCCAGCCCCCCCGGUUGCUAUGGCCCUGAAAUCAAAUUUUUCUGCCCUUCAAGACAACAGAAAUUUCCUCUGUGGUGGGUGUAUGCAUGGAUCUUUUCUGAAACGACCCAAUAAUGUUCUGGGGUUUUUUAGGGUCCAACCCGUGAACAGUUUAGUAAGCCAGUGAUUGCAGCGAUAUCUGGAUACGCUGUUGGUGGGGGUUUGGAACUAGCUCUGUUGUGUGACAUGAGAGUUGUUGAGGAAGAUGCAAUAAUGGGUUUCUUCAACAGAAGAUGGGGUAAAUAUCAUUGAUUGCCACAAAUAUUUUGAUUAAGAAUAAGAAGGGAACUUGAUGCAGACAUAAUAGACCUUGCUAUCUAUGGUUUUGUCUUGGUUUAUGCUAGGAAUGGUUGGUUCAUCAUCAUGUGUGUAUUGUUUAUUACCAAUCGUGAUGUUACACAUGCAAUGAUUAAAUGAAAUGAAAACAUAGUGCUGAUUUCAGCUGCUUUAUUAAUAAGGAAUAAAAAAGCCAGACAAGCAAACAAUGUUUAGCACUAAGUUUCUGACAAAACAACUUGUCUGAUCAUGCAACCAAGAAGCAACUUCUUGAUGAUUUUUUUACUUGCCCCAGGCAAGUGCUGAUUCCUGUUUUGUUUCUAGGAGUUCCACUGGUUGAUGGAGGUACAGUGCGUUUAGGUAAGCUAAUUGGCCUCUCCCGCGCACUGGAUCUAAUUCUCACAGGGAGGUCAGUAGAUGCAACCGAAGCUUUAAAUUUUGGUUUAGCCAAUCGUGUUGUUUCUAAAGGGACUGCUUAUAAGGAGGCGUUUGCAUUAGCCAAUCAGAUUGCAUCUUUCCCACAACUGUGUUUAACUGAGGAGCGUGAGUCAGCGUAUUAUGCCAUGUUUAACGCAUGCUCGUUGGAUGAUGCUUUGAGGUUUGAGAAAGAGAACUCUGAGGAUUGUUUAAUGGAGGCAAUCAAAGGCGCUGGAAAGUUUGCUGCUGGAGCUGGACGAGCUGGAACCUUUGAAGAUCAUAAUAAUUAGUAAUUAGAAUGAUGACAUUUGUUGGAAGAUUAAUAAUUAGUAAUUAGAAGGAAGAUAUUCAUACUUCUAAUUUUAUUAUCAGCAGAAAAUCUCUCUAAUGUAUUGUACAAGAUUUUGAAAUAUAACUAAAGAUUUACUAAAUGUGUCUUGUUUGUCAUUGGUGUGUGAUGGUCACAUGAUUUCCUCAUAAUUUGGCA
Messenger RNA from Paramuricea clavata, 2341 nucleotides. Lineage: Eukaryota; Metazoa; Cnidaria; Anthozoa; Malacalcyonacea; Plexauridae. The record is from the annotation of a GenBank genome assembly.